UCGACUGCACAGCUUCUCUAAGCGCACACUAGAUAAAUGAAAGCAGAGGAGGAGCAACCGCUCGUGGCAUAAACUUCCCAGUCAGUUGUGGGUGUGAUGACAACGUGAAGAGCAGCCUCGAAGCAUCUUUUGGCAAACAAAAUGUUUCACCUGCGAAUUUGUCUUUUCGUGAAGACUGUGGAGUUUUAACGCUGUGCGUAAAGAGGGAGCAUGUGGAUGCGAUGGAUAUAUUUACUACUGAAGAGGAACGCACAUCAAUAGGACGCGUUUCUUCAGACCUGAGAGGAAAAUCGUUCUUUUGUGUGGGGGAGUGAAGGAAUCCCGCGCAGGUAUGAACAGUACGGCACCAUCCCAGCCACCCACCAUCCCGGUUAUUAUGUUUAUUUUCGGGGUGGUGGGAAAUGUCAUUGCCAUUGUGGUUCUGCGAAUAUCACGAAAGGAACAAAAAGAGACUACUUUUUACACACUUGUCUGCGGCCUGGCCGUGACGGACCUCCUGGGCACCUUGCUGGCCAGUCCUGUCACCAUCGCUACCUACAUGAAGGGCGCGUGGCCCGGAGGUGAGCCACUGUGCCAGUACUCCGGCUUCAUCCUGCUCUUCUUUUUCUUGGUGCAGCUCAGUAUUGUAUUUGCAAUGUCAGUGGAGAGAUAUUUGGCAAUAAACCACGCAUAUUUUUACAACCAACACAUCAACCAAAGACUCGCUGCCUUGACUCUUUUGGCCGUAUACUUGACCAACAUGUUGUUUUGCGCGCUGCCCAGCGCGGGGAUCGGCCAGGUGAAGCUCCAGAAGCCGCCGACCUGGUGCUUCAUAGACUGGCAGAGCAAUGACACAACAGUAAAAACUUUCAAUUUAAUGUACGCAGGCGUGAACUCGGCCAUCGUGCUGGCUACUGUCAUAUUCAACUUGAUGGUGUGCGGAGCUCUGAUCCUGAUGCACCGGCGGUUUGUCCGCCGCACGUCUCUGGGCACAGACCAGCGGCGGGUCUCGGAGCUCCGGCGCAGACGGAAUUUUGGACGAUUAGCUGGAGCGGAGAUCCGAAUGGUGAUAUUGCUUAUAGCUACCUCCAUUGUGGUUCUCAUCUGCUCUAUACCUUUGCUGUUGAGGAUCUUUGUCAAUCAGCUGUCCCAGAAAGAAAACCAGAAAGAACCUUUUGGGCAAGACCUGCUGGCCAUCCGCAUGGCUGCAGUCAACCCCAUCUUAGACCCCUGGAUAUACAUCCUCAUCAGCAAAACGGUGGUUCUCAAGCUAAUGGAGAAAAUCAAGUGUCUGUUCUGCAAAAUGGGUGAUCGAGGACGAACAGGUGGUGGCCAGUUUCGCUGUACCGAAGGCUACCUUUCAUCCUCUAUUAUCUCAAGGGACGCACCAUCAGUUGUGUACCGUGAGCCACAGCAGACAGUAAGCGCCUCACAGACCAUUUUGUACACAAGUGAAGGGAACACAGAGGGGAGGAGGUCUUUUCAAUCUGGGUCACGGGGCAGCUCCACGCUACCUGCAGCACAGACGUUACAAGGCAUCCAAGAGGUGGAGCAGCUCACUCAGAAGGAUUUAGAGGAUCAAACACUAUGUAAGAUGAUGAAUGAGCUUCCACAGUGUAACAAGGACCCGACUCUAAAUGUUACCUUCACUGAUGAGUCUGCAAACAUGCAGGAGAAAUGCAUAUAGCACUGCAUGAUCACUGUAAAAAGACUGUCUCAGGACAGGAGAUAAGCACUAGUGAGAUGACUGCAACAAGACUGAAUUGUCAUCUGUCAGUCUGAUUUCUUGUGAAUGCCAAAUAACAUGACAUUUAACAGAUUUAUUACAUAAUUAAACAUAAUAUCCAUUAUCAACAUAUGACUCCACCACACAUUUCAGUAAAAUCACAAGUUAUCAUUACACACAAAGAAAUAAAGAAAAACUCCUCUGCUGCACUUUUUUUAAAUACGAAACCACUGCCAAGCUUUCAGUGAUGCUCAUUUUGCAGCAUCCUACAACCUGCACAGUGACUGUAAAGAAUGUUAAAAUGUGAACAUGGUGUUAACUUAUAUCAAGUAUGAAAAUGUAUGGCAUUGUCUUCUCUGUGAGAAGGUUUUUCAUAGUUUGGUGCCAUUUUAAAUCACCCCAGCAUGAAUACGCUUGUAGUGUUAUUUUGUAUGUAAGGACAUUUGUAAAGACUUUGCCCAUAUAUGGUUGGGCGAGCAGCUCCAACAUCCAAGCUAGUGUUAUAUCAUUCCCUGGAUUUCAAAAUGAAAAGGCAGCUAUACCGUCAUCCCCCACCCCUAACACGGAUACUAAAUAAUAAAAAAAUUCCAUUAACUUGUUCAUUUAGUACUUUUAGCCCAUUUAGCUCUUAAGAAUCAAUCCAGAUUUUUCUAAUUUUGUCUUAAUGUGCAAUGCCUCCCAUCUAAUUAGACUAUAUGUUAAGACAGAAAAUGAAUAAAAAUGACAUUAAUUGCCCUAAUCAUUUAAAUCUUUUGUUGUUUUAACUUUGUUUUGACUUAAUUCUGCUACAUAAAGAAUCUUAUUAUUCAGUCACUUUCUUGUGAACAAACAAAUGUACAAAACUCAUAAACUGAGAAUAAAAGAUUCAUAUA
Molecule: messenger RNA, 2577 nt
Organism: Melanotaenia boesemani (Boeseman's rainbowfish)
Lineage: Eukaryota; Metazoa; Chordata; Actinopteri; Atheriniformes; Melanotaeniidae
Gene: ptger4b
Product: prostaglandin E receptor 4 (subtype EP4) b
Exons: 2
Coding region: 332-1666 (444 amino acids)
Biological process (GO): cellular response to prostaglandin E stimulus; adenylate cyclase-activating G protein-coupled receptor signaling pathway; negative regulation of inflammatory response
Cellular component (GO): plasma membrane
Molecular function (GO): prostaglandin E receptor activity
Source: RefSeq, a predicted model, not a curated record